Messenger RNA from Dreissena polymorpha, 936 nucleotides. Its product is annotated as transmembrane protein 272-like. The transcript is spliced from 7 exons. NCBI's taxonomy places the organism in Eukaryota, Metazoa, Mollusca, Bivalvia, Myida, Dreissenidae. The record is from RefSeq and is a predicted model, not a curated record. The coding region runs from base 72 to 932 and encodes 286 amino acids.
AUAAAGUGUAAAAACCAUUGCCAAUAUUUUAUUUGUAAAACUGUUUACUUAGCAUAUGGUAACAUACUUGCAUGAUGGAAAAAACCGCAAAUGAAAACCCACCGAGCGAUUAUCCGGUGUCUCAGCCGCAGUUUCAAACUCAGCAGCACCACCAGCAGCAACAGCAGCAACCACCGGCCUUCACUCAGCAGGCAGUUUAUUACGGACAGCCAGAAAACAAGGAGCACGCUGGCUACAUACAACCAAGCUAUGUCGGAGAACAUGGGCAGCAUGUGGAGACCCAGAUGUCCGAUGGCCCACCCUCGGUGUAUGAAUUAACAAUAAUAACUUCGAACAUUCCUCCUUGCUACUCGAACACACCCGCUGAUGCACCUCCCCCUUCAUAUCGUGACUCGAUGUACGGGAAAGUGACGGCUGCCAAACAGUCUUCUGGCGGGAAUGUGGACUUCUGCAAAAAAAUCAUGAUGAUCAUCAAUGGAUCAAUUGGAUGUGCAAUCACGCUCGCCUUUGUGUUGGUCAUUCCUAUAACAAUGAUAGUAAUGGGUGCUAUACACAGAAUUAAGAAUGACUGCCCAGCCGAGCGCAUGAUCCCCAUCUACCUGAUUGUGGGCGGAUCGUUUGGAAUCAUUAAAAUCCUCUCAAGUAUCCGGCAACGUUGCAAGAACAAGGACGAUGAAGAUAGAGAUGAGAAGAAUGCAAAUACGAACCUGUUUGACAAAACGAUAAACUUGUUCCUCUUUGCAUGGUUUAUUGCUGGGAACGUCUUGAUUUACCGCAUACACGGUGAAUGGUCCAAGGACCCCACACAGGCUAACUACUGCGAGCCGUCCCUCUACUGGUUUGCUUUCUGGCUAACGACCGCCAUGUACAUCCUCGUGGGUAGUAUGUUCUGCUGCAUUUGUUUGGCCACAAUGCUGGUUGCAUGUGGCUAAAUAA